GAAAAUUACGGACACCGUUUAUAAAAAUGACAGUUUCAUUCCAGAAAGCAGUUGAAGCUGCAUUUAAAGUAUUUUCUCGGAGAAAUGCAGCCACUGUUACAAAUGACAGUCUAGGGGAAUUAAGAAUUAAUCUUAACAAAGUCACUAAAUCAGAUCUUCGACUUGAUCCACUGGUGCUAGAGGAUAGAAUUCCAACUGAACAAGAGGCACCAGUUACCUAUAUCAGAAUUUUGGAACACAAGUUGAUGACCAUUGCAGUAUUUGUGUUGAAGCAGGGGAAAAGAUUACCUCUUCAUGAUCAUCCUGGAAUGUUUGGUCUCCUGAAAGUUGUCCAUGGCAGUGUAGCAAUAAAAACCUACACUCCUCUCGAUCCUAACCAGUACCCGGUACCUGCUUCACUUAGCGAGAGACUAGCAAACAGAUACGGCAGGAAUAUUCCAGUGUAUCCGUCUCGUUAUGAAGGAAACAAAGUUUUCUCCGAAACAGAUGAAUGCUGUGUUAUAUCACCAAACAGUAAAAAUAUACAUGAAAUACAUUCUGAGUCUGGAACUGCGGCUUUUCUAGACAUCUUAUCGCCACCAUAUAAUCACAAGUCGGCGGAGGAUUAUAGACCGUGUUCAUAUUAUAAAGAAAUUGAUGUAGAUUCUCAGGAUUCAAACAUACGUUACCUUGUGAAAAUCACUGAUCCGCCCGACUAUUGGUGUAAUGAAGCAAAGUAUUGUGGACCAGAACUACCUGUACCAUCUUGAUUAUUGUCUUACAUAUGUCUAGGAAUCAUAAUAGUAAAUAACAAACCAAUGGUGGACAGAAAAUAAUCCUUACAAGUUCCUAGUUAAAAUGGCAUUUUCUUGAUUUUAGGUCAGUGUUGAUGUUUUGUACUUCACUGUGGAUUUUGAAAGAGAAUUUCUACAUUUCAUCGAUUAUAUUUGAAGAAAUUCCAUUGUACAUUCAUGGCAGAAAACAAUUCUUGUUACAAGAUACAUGAUAAUCUCUACUUAUACCUUUGUAAUUUUUGUUGUUUAAAUGUCAUUUAUGAACGUAAAUAAUAAGUAUUUCUUACCGGUAUUUAAAAUGGACCUUGUUAUAUAUAUAUAUAGAGGAUUUUAUACGAGUGUCUUUUCAUAUUGAACUCAUUAACUGAGUUGAAUAAAAUAAUAAAAUGCGAGGCUCUACCGAGCAUUUUAUCAAUUUUGUUCAACAAGUUUAAUAAAUUCUAUAUAAUAUUCUUUUUAUUACAUGUUAGGUUUUCCUUUUGAAACAUUGAAAAUUCUUUUUUUUUACUGUAUAAACAAGUCAAUUUGACCAACGUCUCCUAUACUAUAAACGACGUCGACGUCAAAGCUUUAUUACACUAAUGUAUUAUCAUUUUUAAAUAAUGGUUUUAUUACACUCCUGCGCCGUCAAACAUGUGAUAAAUAUAUAUAUAUUAUAUGACUACUCUAAAAAGUUUGUAUUAUUCAUGUAGAGCAGAGAGCUAAUAUAUUUUCCUCUGAACCUCUGAAAGUGCUUUCUCUUAAAGUAGAAUAGACUGAGCAUUUCUUCCAAGACUUGCGUCCCAUUUUUGUACUUCUCAAGGCUAAUCUGUCUUCUUCCAAUAUAUAAUGCAAGAAAUUUGUGAUGAGUUGUGUCAGGCUCAAAUCUAGGAAUGCAUUUUCUAAUUCUUGACAAAAUGAUGCUUUUUGCAAAACUUCUACUUUCUACAGUAUGUUAUUUACAUGUUAAAUUUGGUAGUAAUGUUAUAUAAGAUUUUCAGUUUAAACCCAAAUUUAAUCAGAUGUACAAAAUUG
This is a messenger RNA of Mercenaria mercenaria, 1787 nucleotides long. Its product is annotated as 2-aminoethanethiol dioxygenase-like. The record is from RefSeq and is a predicted model, not a curated record. Gene Ontology annotation, cellular component: mitochondrion. NCBI's taxonomy places the organism in Eukaryota, Metazoa, Mollusca, Bivalvia, Venerida, Veneridae. Gene Ontology annotation, molecular function: oxidoreductase activity, acting on single donors with incorporation of molecular oxygen, incorporation of two atoms of oxygen. The transcript is spliced from 2 exons. Bases 27 to 749 code for a protein of 240 amino acids.